This is a messenger RNA of Closterium sp. Naga37s-1, 606 nucleotides long. Lineage: Eukaryota; Viridiplantae; Streptophyta; Zygnematophyceae; Desmidiales; Closteriaceae. The record is from the annotation of a GenBank genome assembly.
AUGACGACCAAUCCGAGCCGUCCGUGCGUGGACUGCAAUGAUCGCGACCCUUUUUCAACAAAUGCCAUGAUGAUUCCAGUGAGGGCGAGGGUGACAGCCAACAGAACGAGCCACCUGUGCAGCUUAAAGACCAAUGGCUUGCUCACCCACCACUUCCUUCGGACUACCCUCCCUGCUCCGUCUGACCCCCCGGCUCCGCCUGACCCCUCUGCUCCGCCUGACCCCCCUGCUUCUCCUGACCCCCCUGCUGGACUGGCUACACCUAUCCCCCCCGGUCCCCCGGGCCCCGCAGUUUCUGCUCCUGUUGUUGCCUCGCUUGAUGCCGCUGGUGGCUUGGCAAGAGAGGCAGACGAGACGGCCGGCGCGGCUACUGACGCCAAGCAACCGGGAGGUUUGCCUCCCCCCUCUGCUGCCAGUGCCCCACUGUGCCUCCCGCCAAGCUUUGGCUCCUCCCUCUCCCCCCACGCUGCCCCCGCUGUUCCCGUGGCUGUCGCUUCUGCGGAGCUGUUGCUUGCAGCGGUGUUACUUUCCACGCCGGGGUGCGAGCAGCCAUGCAUGGAUGGUGUAGAGCGUAGCGUGCCCACUGCUCGACUCUCCCACCUCUGA